AUGGAAAAUAUUGUAGUUACAAAUAAUGAAUUGUUGGAAGAAAUAAGAAAAGUAAACAGCGAUCUAAAGAAUUUGAUUAGUGCUUCAGAAAAACUAAAAAAUUUAAAAGGAACAAGUAUAAAUAUUGCGCAAGAUCUUACAAGAGAGCAACAGGAAGAACAUAAAAUACUCCGCAAACAUCUACUACUCGCUAGGCAGGACAUAAACAAUACCUGCUUUAUAAAAAAUCAUAAACUGUACAUUAACGAGGAUUCCUAUACAGCCGCAGAUCUCCAGCAAGAAUCAAAUACAGAAUUGGAAAAUAGAACCAUCAGUAGUGAUCCGGGGACACCCAUUCUUAGGCAAGAAAAAUCGAGGAUAACGAAAAAGACAAAUUUAAUAACAGAGGAAGACAAGACAGAGGAGGAACAGGUUCAAGGACUACAGACAGAACAGAAAUUAAAGGAAGGGAACAUCAAAAUCAAUCCUAAUUCUGUGUUCAAUUCAAAUACUGCAGUUGGUAAGGAAAGAAAUCACUCUGUUGCAGAAAAUAAAGCAAAUACUCCUAAUAAAAAAUUAUUUUAUAAAACAAGACAUAAUUAG
This is a messenger RNA of Diabrotica balteata, 582 nucleotides long. Lineage: Eukaryota; Metazoa; Arthropoda; Insecta; Coleoptera; Chrysomelidae. The record is from the annotation of a GenBank genome assembly.